Messenger RNA from Kluyveromyces lactis, 3087 nucleotides. It is a transcript of the gene TFC4, whose product is annotated as transcription factor TFIIIC subunit TFC4. The transcript has a single exon. Gene Ontology annotation, molecular function: protein binding. The coding region runs from base 1 to 3087 and encodes 1028 amino acids. Gene Ontology annotation, cellular component: transcription factor TFIIIC complex. Gene Ontology annotation, biological process: transcription by RNA polymerase III. The record is from RefSeq and is a predicted model, not a curated record. Lineage: Eukaryota; Fungi; Ascomycota; Saccharomycetes; Saccharomycetales; Saccharomycetaceae.
AUGUCUCAUGAGCAUGAUGACGAGGAGCAAUUCUAUGAAGAAUUGGAUCAAUAUAGGGAAAUAAUCGAAAGAGAUAAAGAUGGCGACACUAAUGAUGAGGAUGAUAAUCAAAGAAACAGCAGCGAGGAUGAGUUCAAUGAAGAUAAUUUUGACUUACUAGCGGAGUUUUCUGAUUACGGUGAAUUUUCUGAUGAUGACUACGACGAACAAGCGUUCAUGGAUGCUAUUAGAGAAGCUAAUAAUUUCAAGCGACGUAAGGGGAAGAAAAGUGCUGGAACAAAACAUGGACCAGUGCCAAAGCAGAGGCGGGAGAGACCAUUAGACCCAGAAGUUGCUCAACUUCUAUCAGAGGCUAAUGAGGCAUAUGUUCGUAACGACAUUCAAGUUGCUGAACAGUUGUAUAAUAAGGUAAUCAAGGCGGAUGCAAAGAACUUCGCCGCCUACAAAACUUUAGGUGAUAUUUACCAUUUACAAGGAAGAUUUAAUGAUUGUUGUAACUCGUGGUUUUUGGCAGCACAUUUGAAUUCAACAGACUGGGAGUUUUGGAAGAUGGUUGCAGAACUUUCUGCAGAAUUGGCACAUGUGAGACAGGCAAUUUACUGCUAUACGAGAGCGAUCCGGAUAAAUAAUGAGGAAUGGGAGUGUAUAUAUAAUCGAGCCCUCUUGUACAAAGAGAUUGGGCAACUAGGACGAGCAUUCGAUGGGUUUCAGAAACUCUAUGCUUACGACCCUCUUGAUGCCAACAUAUUAAGGGAAUUGGCUGUGAUUUAUGUGGAAUAUAAUAGAGUGAGUGAAGCUAUUGAAUUAUACAUGAAAGUUUUUGGCGAUAAUGUGACAAGAAGAAAUGCUUUUAUUCUUGCAUCUGAAGACGCUAUUGAUUCUGAAAAUGAGUCAGAAGAGGAAACUGAAGAGGGCGAUGAAGAUCUAAACUUAACUCAGGAAGAGUUAGAUAUGUACCCCAACGUGUCUGUCAAAAAAAUCGCAAAAAAACACAGAUGUAUCCCAUUCGAUUGGUCGUCUUUGAAUAUACUUGCAGAGUUGUUCAUCAAACAAAAUGGUGAACUUCACGGAAUCAAAACAAUAAAAAAGUGUGCCAGAUGGAUACAAUACAGAGAAACUCAGACAUUUUGGGAGGAUGUUUAUGAUGAUUCGGAGUUUGACAACAGAAGGUUCAGAAAUGCCAAAUUUCAAUCCCUUACUGAAAGGGAAAAAUCCAAGAGCUACUCUUUACCGAUAGAUAUUCGAGUCAGACUUGGGUUACUUAGACUUAAUAACAAGAAUGUGUCAGAGGCAAUGCAGCAGUUCCAAUUUUUGUAUGAAGAAAAAUUUGAUGAAAUUGCUGAUCUCUAUUUUGAAGUAGGGGUUCAGUUAUGUAAACUUGAUAGAUAUCAAGAGGCUAUUGAUUUUCUAGCUCCGCUAAGCCAGCUCGACGAAUAUGAUACGAUUGAGUUGUACAGGCCGUUGAGUAAAUGCUUUAGAGAACUAGAUCAGUUAGAGAAUGCUAGAGAUGCUUUCGAAAAAUUAGUAGAAUUUGAUCCAUCUGAUCUAGAACAUAAAUUAAGUCUUGCUGAAGUUCAUCAUAGUCUCGGUAAUGAGGAUGAAUUCGAUAAGCUACUUCAUGAAGUUGUUGAAGAACGUAAAAAGCAAGCAAAAGAGACUGCACCAGAGGCACCAGAUGACACAUCUACGGGUAAAAAGGCCCGCCCAAGAUUAGCUAUUGCACCUUUGGAAGAAGAAUUGCCUUCGGAAGAGAUUAGAUCUGCCACAUUGGGGACUGGAAAACCAUUGCUAGAGGACCACAAUUAUAAGAAGGCUCCAAUCAAGAAGAAGAAGACAGCCGAGGAAAUAGAACGUGAAAAGAAAGAAAGGGAAAAGAAAAUACGAUCAAAUGUUUUGAACAAGUAUGGGCAGUUACAAAUAUAUAAAGAAGGUAUGGAAGUAGGUGAUGCGACGAAAACAACGCUAUGGAUAGAUACUGCGUCAGAUCUUAUUGAUAUAUUUUCAAGCAUCAAAAAUUUCUUUGUUAAAAGUCGUUCAAAGAAGUUUGUGGGGAUCAUAAAACGAUCAAGGAAGUUUAAUAAAGUUAUUGAUUACAGAAUUGAAAAGCUCUCUAAACUAUCACAAGGUGAAAAUUUGAUGGAUGGUCUUCCUUUGAUGGAGGAAAAAAUCACCACUUCCUCAACAACAGAACUAAGAGGUCUCACUUAUGACCAGUGGUUCGAACUAUUUAUGGAAUUGGCAUUAACCAUCGCAAGGUUACAAAGCGCGAAUGAUGCUUCGAGUAUUAUCGAAACUGCUAGUGAAGUGAAUGUGUUCUCACAGCACCCAGAGAGAGUUAAAAUGAUGAAAUUUGUUAAGCUGGCAAUAAUAUUACGACUUCAAGACGAACAAGAGAUUGUCGAGAACCUUCGUGGACUCUUGAAUCAGUUCCAGUUCAACAGAAAAAUAUUUCAGCUCUUCAUGUUCAGCGUUUCCGAGGGCCAAACUUCUCUUAAAAUUUUAAGCUCCACGGUGCAGCAGAAGUUCUUUCUUAGACAACUAAAAGCUUUCGAUAGUAUACGAUUUGGGCAGCAUGUUAAUGGCCAAGCCUCAAUCACAAAUAAAGUGAGCAACCCUGAAAGAAAAAUUUGCACUUACUUGAAUUACAUAUAUGCGAUGUUGCUAUAUUCAAGUAAAGGAUUUAUGCCUGCUUUACAAUACUUAAAAAGAAUUGAAUUGGAAGUCGGUGAUGAUCCGAUGUUGGAUUUGAUUAUUGGACUAUCUCAUUUACACCGAUCCAUGCAAAGGUUAACAGGAAACAGACAAUUCCAAAUUCUUCAAGGAUUAAAAUAUUUAUACCAGUAUCAUGAGCAACGCCUUAAGUAUUACUCUGACGUUGAAAGACAAGAGGCGGACUAUAAUAUUGGAAGAGCCUAUCAUCUUUUGGGUCUCUUUACGCCAGCUGUGAAAUACUAUAAUAAAGUCUUGAAUAUCUACGAUGACAUUAAGCUGAAACGACAUGCUGCAUACAAUUUAACCUUGAUAUACAAUGAAAGUGAGAAUUUCAAUUUAUCUAAUGAUUUGAUGGAGCGCUACCUUUCUAUAUAG